UGGAGGCGGUCCGGUGCUGCCUCCAGUUAAAGAGCUGGUAGGACGCGGGAGCGCGCAGCAGCACGGCCGCUGAGAGAGAGACAGAGAGAGAGAGAGGAGAUAUUACUUUCUGUCGGUACCUUGUUUGGAUUACGACGCAGGAAUUUGCAGCAUCGACGGCCAACCUGCCAGGGCCCACGAUGUCCAGUGAAGUGCAGAGACCGGACGACAGCCCCAGCACCAGCGGGGGAAGCUCAGAUAUUGAACAAAGGGAAUCGGUACCGCCUGAACAUGAGCGGGAGCAAGCGCAGCCCAAAAAGAAGGAGACCAAGAUUUCGAGUAAAACCGCUGCUAAACUUUCAACUAGUGCCAAGAGGAUCCAGAAAGAGCUUGCAGAAAUAACACUAGACCCACCUCCAAACUGCAGCGCCGGCCCCAAAGGAGACAACAUCUACGAGUGGAGGUCAACCAUCCUGGGACCCCCGGGCUCCGUGUACGAGGGAGGCGUCUUCUUCCUGGACAUCGCCUUCACGCCAGACUACCCAUUCAAACCCCCCAAGGUAACUUUUCGUACGAGGAUCUAUCACUGCAACAUCAACAGUCAGGGGGUGAUCUGUCUGGACAUCCUGAAGGACAACUGGAGUCCCGCGCUCACCAUCUCCAAGGUGCUGCUGUCCAUCUGCUCCCUGCUCACAGACUGUAACCCAGCCGACCCUCUGGUGGGAAGCAUCGCCACACAGUACCUGACCAACAGAACAGAGCAUGACAGAAUAGCCAAACAAUGGACGAAGAGAUACGCCACAUAGGCCAGCAGCCAUCUCCUCCUUUACCUCCCUCACCCUUCACUGUACCUCUCUCUACCUCUCUCUCUCUCACCCUUAGUCUGUCAAAGCACACUCACUAAGUGCAACGGUAUACCUGCCCUCCUAUCACCCUCCUCCUCCUCCUCCUCUUCCUCCUCCACCUCAACAUUUUAUCUACCUUUUCUGUGUAAAAAAAAAAAAAAAAAAAUCAAACAAGACAAAAAAAUGUCCUUUUGUUCCUUGUUGACUUGAAAGCUUCUUUUUUAUACAAAGAGUAGAUUGGGAUUUUUAUUUUCCAAUAUCUGAAUGUUGGAAGUAUUGUAUUGGAGAAAAAACAAAACACAGAAUAUUAUAAAUAUCAUACGCAUUGUCCUCCAGCUAUACAGUAUGUAUUCUCAUUUUCUUAGUGGCACCUGGAACAAACAUGCAGAAUAUUAUUAUGCUUUUACUUUGUUUUCCUUUGUUUUUGUUUUUUUGUAUUUGUCAUCAAUAUGUUAUCUGCAUGGAACAGGAAGGUUUGCGUCAAUGGAUCCUUCAUGCUUUUUAACUUCCUCUGAUUUUGUUUGUACUGUAUGUAUUUUUUCAACGGCUUUUGAGGCAGACCACAAAAGUAUAGGUCUGCCUGUGAAAGAGGCAGGACUUGUAUAUUUACUGGCUACCCGCCACCUCUGCAAUUGCAGAGUGGUUUGUUGUGCACUUGUAUUACUGAAGCACCCAAUAAAACACACUGUGGUUGGCUUGUGAGAAAA
Molecule: messenger RNA, 1531 nt
Organism: Sebastes umbrosus (honeycomb rockfish)
Lineage: Eukaryota; Metazoa; Chordata; Actinopteri; Perciformes; Sebastidae
Product: ubiquitin-conjugating enzyme E2 E2
Exons: 6
Coding region: 180-785 (201 amino acids)
Biological process (GO): protein polyubiquitination
Cellular component (GO): nucleus
Molecular function (GO): ubiquitin conjugating enzyme activity
Source: RefSeq, a predicted model, not a curated record